Argiope bruennichi is the source of this 10626-nucleotide messenger RNA. RefSeq names its product ubiquitin carboxyl-terminal hydrolase 24-like. Gene Ontology annotation, biological process: protein deubiquitination. Gene Ontology annotation, molecular function: cysteine-type endopeptidase activity; cysteine-type deubiquitinase activity. The transcript is spliced from 59 exons. The coding region runs from base 205 to 7893 and encodes 2562 amino acids. The record is from RefSeq and is a predicted model, not a curated record. Lineage: Eukaryota; Metazoa; Arthropoda; Arachnida; Araneae; Araneidae. Gene Ontology annotation, cellular component: nucleus; cytosol.
CAAUACAACAUGGCGGCACGCAUGCUUUUAGAAAUAUUUUUGUUUAUUAUUGUAAUUUCGUAUCCGUCUUAAAGAUUUUAUCUUGUUAUUCAAAGAGCAACUGUUCUAAACGAUCAGCUAUAAUAGUUGUGUGCUUAAGGCUUUUCAGUUUUGUCCUAAAAGUUAUAUUUUUUUGUGUUUUGUAACAGAAAUGAUAACGACGCAAUGGAUCACGAGGAGAAUAUUGCUACUUUAUUGAGCAUGGGCUUCGAGAACAUUGAUGAUAUCAAAAAAUCAUUGCGUCUAGGAAAAAAUGAUAUCAAUGAAGCAGUUUCUAUACUUACAAAUGAACAUUCAGAAUAUCAUUUGGGAACUGAUGAGGGCUUACAAGAUAUGUCAUCUAGUCAUGCUGUUAGUGUUGCUCCUCCUCCUUAUGAACCGUUGUGUAGUUCUCAAACAGUCCAAACGAAUCUCGCACAGAGUGAUGAAUGCAUGGAAGCAAAUGUUUUUCCUACUACAAACCUCUAUGAGCUUGAAUCAAGAAUUUUUACUGAUCAAUGGUCUAUACCUUUUAAGAAAGAAGAAUCACUAGGAAAAUGUUUAAUUAGUGCCACACAGCUUGCAGAAGAAGGUCUUUGUGAAGUUAAUGAUAGUUGUAGAAAGUUUAUUGAACAUGUUUUACCAGAAGCUUUUAAGAAGCUUUUAACUUCAGGUGCUGUUCGUAAUUGGGGUUUAGACAUUCAAGAAGGAGUGAGGUCUAUGUUACAUUUGUUAAUCAAUUUAAUCACUACUCGACUAAAAACAGAUCCUGUUCCAGAAUCAUUGUUGCAAGUUUUAGAAAAAGCUUUUGACCCUGAAUCUGAGUUUCAUAUAAAAAAUAAACAUAAGACAGUUUCAUCCGCUCAUUGGCUGGAUUCUGUAUUUGUACCAGAACAAGCUUAUGCUGUUAGCCGCAAUUCCAUCGAACCAUAUGGAUGGCUCGUUGAUCUUAUCAAUAGGUUUGGACAACAAAAUGGUUUUGAAUCAAUUCAGCAUAGAUUUUCAGGGGAUAUUACUGGCACUGGCAUGGCUGCAUUAUUGUCUCCGCUUGCAAAAUCUGCAGAGUUCCUAAACCCAAAUAAAGUUUGUCAGCACUUAUCACCAUGCAUGGAUAUUGCUGUUCGUUAUAUCAAAUCACUUUCAGAUAAUGACAUUAAAAGUAAAAGUGUAUGUUCCAUAUCAGAUUUGUUGAAAAGCAUGAAAGUGUUGUGCCUUCACUUAUGGCCUCAUCAAGUGGCACUUACUAAUUCUUUAUGCCUUGAGGUUAUUCUUCGUAUGUUAAAGUGUCCUCAUUUUAAUGCUCGAAUGAAUGGCUUAAAAGAGGUCAUGAAACUUAUUGAUGACAGUUCUAGCAUGAGGUCAUCCAAGAUAGCCAUCGAUUCGGAAAGUCUUUUAAAUUGGUUAUCUGAAAAUGAAAUUUUGUCCAUUGCAUUGGAAGGAAAUAUCGACCAAGUUCAAUACACAGACAAAAUCAAAGUUAUUGUUGAAUUUACUGGUCACCGUUUGUCCUUAGACGAAUUAACUAAAAUUUGGCGAAUGCAGGAUGGACAAAAUACACAGAUUGUUGAUAACAUACACUCCAUUAUGUCUGCAGCUUCAUCCAAAUUUAAUGUGGAACAGUUUGAUCAUCUUUUACUUUUAGUGCAGGAUAGCUGGGAGAAUAGCACAGAUCAAAUGAAAAAGCGACUUUUGUAUUUCAUUGGACGUAUUGGGAAAGAAACAAAUCAAGGUCGAGCAUCUACAAAGGUUGUAGAGCUCUUAUGGGACCUUGCUCAUGCUUCUUCUAUUCCAAUGAAUAUAGUAGAAUUAGCUCUUCAAGAGCACUUUUCUAUUUUAUGUGAAGUAGCCCAUAAAGAUCAAAUUAAAAAACAGUAUUGUGUGAGAUGUAUUGAAGAUAUUAGAAAGGGUGUAUCUGUUUUGCCAUCUCUUCGACUGUUGCAUAAUAUUUGUAAAAAUAUUUUGAAGUCUGGUGUCUAUAAACAAGAUAGAGCUAGUUUGCACGAAUUGAACAAAAAUCAUGAUAUUAUAAAACUUGUGACAACUAGUUUGGCUGCCUGUCAUAAACAGGCUGUUGAAGCUGCAAAGGGUGCCUUGAAACCAACAACUUUAGUUGAUGGCAGAUACUCGCAUGAAGAUUACGUUAAUGAGCAUUUAAGUUUCUUACAAUUUAUCCUCCAAGACGGUGCACAAUAUUUAAUAUGGCUUAGAGCAAGAGAAGUUUGGGAUGCCUUAGUGACAAAUCCAGAUUCUUGUGAUAGAGAUAAAGAGGUGUGCUAUGAUUGGUUUACAAGGUGCUUGCAAGAUCUGGAAUCAGAGACACAGUCUUCACUUUUUCAAACAAAACUUCUUAAAUUGGAACCUGCUAAAUUAACUUAUACAGGUUUCCUCUGCUUCAGAACAUACUUUGAAAGUGUCAAUUCAGCAGAUCACAAAUUAAAAAGAAAUUCUUCUGGCUUGAAUGUUGAAAAGUUAGAAUUAAAUGGAAUUGAUUUCUUAUGGCAAACUGCUUUAUCUAGUGAAGAGCACAUAGCAAAUGUUGCUAUUGAAUAUUUAUUAGAAAUAUCUUAUCAUGCUUUGGUGCCUAGACUCAAGAAGGAUGUCCUAUCUCUACAUAAUAGAUUUAUUAAUGAAUGCUACAAAAGAUUAGAGUCUCAGUCAGUGGCAUUGAGUUCAAAUGCAAUGGUUACAGCUGUUUCCAAUGCUACCAAGACUCUCACUGCUGUGUCCGUGCUUGAAGUUGCUGCCUCUCCAGCAGCUAAAAGAGCUGAAAAAUUUCAAAGCAUAUGUCGUUUGCUGCAAAUUGCCGAGAGGUACAUUUCUUCCAUUGAAGAGAACCAUUUCUCUCCAAGAACUAUUCUACCUCAUGGAACAUCGUUUAUUGGCCAUCCUUUACUAAUUAAGAUAUGUGUUGAUUCAUCAAAAGAAGAACACCUAGUUGUAUCACAUAGUAAUGAAACUCUGGGGUCUGUAAAACAAAGAAUUGCUCAAUAUCUGCAUCAAAAUCCAAUGCAAGUUCACCUUUACCAAGAAGAAAAUGUGCAGAUUCCUAAAAAUAGAGAACAACAGCUAAUGAAUCAGCUAAAUAUUCGUGAUGGUCAAGUUCUUAUUAUUAAAUGUGUUGGUGGUGGAAUGUCAACUGCUCUUUCUUCACAGGACUCAAGGACUUAUUCUGGCUAUGGUUCCUUAACUCUUCUGUCUGAUUGUGCAACAUCUGGAAAUCAUGUUUCAUAUUUCUUGGAUCAAGAAAAAGUUUUACCUGGUGUAGUUAUGGCAGCUGGUGGACAAGUGUUUGAAAAAUUGUAUUUGCUAUCCACACAUGAAGAUCCCAGAGUCACAUCUCAAGUAAGGAAUUUGUUACAUCUUAUUCCUACUGAUCCUGCUAUAUUGGAUGCAUUGGAUUCAAUAAGUGCCAAAAAAGUAACUGAAAUUCCAUCACCAACCACUCCAAAGAGCAGUCCAAGGUCUAGUCCUAAAAAAUUUACUGUCACUUCACCAACCAAAGAACGAUGUGAAUCUCCAAAAGAAGUCUUAAAAAAUUUAUUUGAUGUUUCGUAUCAGAUUUCUCAUUUCAAGCUUUUAUAUAUUUUAGAGGCUUUAAGUGGAAAGCUAAUGCCCGUUUCUCAGGACACUAACACUGUACAAAGUGCUCAAAUGUUUAGCAAUGAUUUUCUUUCUGCUGGUGGUUUGACUUUAGUAUUAAAGGUACUACAAAAGGACAGUAUACCAAAUGAUGUGGAUUAUGAUAUUCGACAAGGGUGUUAUUUAACUGCUUUGGCCAUUGCAAGAUUUUUGUUGUGUGGAGAAACUGGGUUGGAAUUAUCCUAUUUGUUUGGACAUCAUACAGUAUUUUCUAGUGGUUCAAAACUCUCUAUAAUUGAAUAUUGUACAAAUACUGGAAUAUCUGAUGAUUUGUCAAGUGCAGUAAAGAGAUUAAAUGCAGUUAAAGCAAUAGAAACAAUAAAAUGUGCUGAUCUUUUGGAAACACUUCUGAAUCUUGUUCGCCUAUCUUGGGCUGCAGCAGCUGGUAAUUUACUACUUGUAAAUUGUACUUUACCAAUUAAAGAAGGAACUCAUUCAUGCAUGGGUAGAAGUCGGCAAAGCAGCACUGGUAGCAAUGCUAGCAGUGGCAGUGAUAGUAAUGAAGGGCUUGUUCUUCAUGGAGGUGUUUGUGCUCAGCAACAAUAUGUCAGAGAAAAAGAUGUCCUCCUGUCAGUCAAAGCACUGGAAUUUUUAAUAACAUGUAUUAAGAUGCGAACUGAUGUUUUCAGUAAAUUUGUUACAGUACCGUGUGUUAGUGAGUUUGUUAUUGAUAUUAUUCUGUGUUCAUCAAGCCAUGUUGUAAGGCAAUGUGCGUUAGAAGAAUUCAGUAAACUGAGUACUACAAUGGUGAAUUCUCCUGUUACUCCAAGAGAUUUUCUUAUUGGAGUUCUUCUGAAAGCUCGUCUACCGCUGUGGGUACAGUCUAGUUGUAUAAGAGGUGAUAGUCAAAGACUUCUUAGUCAGUGCACUGAAUAUUUUGAGCUUGGUUGCAGACUUCUUCAUGGUCUAACAGAUUUCGAUCAAAAGCGCCUUCAUGUUGAUCCCAAACAAAUGAUUGAAGAUGAAAUUGCAUGGCUUCAAGGAUUUUCUCCAUCAUCUUCUACUGUACUUCAGUCUGCUGAUAGUGCAUUGAUGGCUGGUCAUUUUCGUUUUGUUAAAACUCUCUUGACUUGCGAUGGUGUACAGAAGCAAGAAGUUGGGAAGGUAUUAAUACCUGAUUUGUUAGUCAAUUUUCUGUUUCCUGCUUCCUUAAGAAUAUCAAGUGGUAGAAAUUGUAGCAGUAUCAGUGAAGACUGUGCUUCUAAGUGCAAAAGUUUUGAAUCACGUGCAGCUGCUUAUGAUGUUUUAGUUGAACUUGCUACUAGCUGUGCAGAAAAUAUGGAGAACAUUUCAAAACGGAUAUUGUCAAUGCAUCAUACUUUAAAACCAGAACUAGCUAAAGAAUAUGAGUAUGAGCCUUUAGUUGCUCCGAGAGCUCCUUGUGGAUAUGUUGGUUUGAAAAAUGCUGGUGCUACUUGCUACAUGAAUUCAGUUAUUCAACAAUUAUACAUGCAACCUGGUAUAAAAGAAGCUAUUUUAUCAAUUGAUGAAAAUGAACCAAAUGAAGAUGGACUUUUCUAUCAAUUUCAAAUGGUAUUUGGUCAUCUAUUAGAAUCUCGUCUUCAGUAUCAUGCUCCUGAAAGUUUUUGGAAAUGUUUUCGAUUAUGGGGUGAACCAAUAAAUGUUCGAGAGCAGCAGGAUGCUUUUGAAUUUUUUACACAUUUAAUUGACCAAAUAGAUGAAUAUCUCAUGAAAAAGGGCUGGGAUCCUGUCUUCAAACCAAAAUAUGAAGGAACAUUUUCAGAUCAAAAAAUUUGCCAAGGGUGUCCUCACAGAUAUGAAAGAGAAGAAACUUUUAUGGCAUUAAAUUUACCUGUGAAAAGUCAAAAUCUUCUUGAUUCAUUAGAUCAGUUUGUUAAAGGAGAACUUCUUGAAGGGCAUAAUGCUUAUUUAUGUGAAAAGUGUCAUGAAAAGCGUAAUACAAUUAAAAGAACUUGCAUCAAAACUUUGCCUUCUGUAUUAGUAAUACAGUUAAAAAGAUUUGAUUAUGAUUGGGAGGCUAAUCGAUCUCUGAAGUUUGAUGAUUAUUUUAAGUUUCCUUGGAAAUUAGAUAUGCAACCAUACACUGCAGAAGGUAUUCAGGAGAGAGAAUCUAUGAAAAGUGAAAGUGAUAGUGAUGAUCAGGUUGUUCCAGGAUCAACUGAUACCCAGAAAACAGGAAAUUGUGUUUAUGAAUUAGUUGGCGUUCUUGUGCAUAGUGGACAAGCUAAUGCUGGUCAUUAUUACAGUUACAUUAAAGAAAGAAGAUUAGAUUCUGGUGCUAAUCUUUCAAAAUGGUUCAAGUUCAAUGACAUUACUGUGGAGGAAUUUGAAAUGAAUGAUUUGACAUUAGAAGCUGAAUGUUUUGGUGGAACUUACAAAGCUAAAGUUAGAGAUUCAAGUAAUUCUUAUCCUGAAAUCCGACAGCGUUAUUGGAAUGCAUAUAUGCUUUUUUAUGAAAGAGUUGAAGAGGCUGUAAGAACUCCAAGAACACCAAGAAAAACUCCAAACAAAUUUUCUUUUAGAAAAUCAGAAGAAUUAUCUUUAAAUAAAACUCCUAAAAAACAAUCACCUUCUCAUCAUCGCCAAAGAGAUAGUCUGACCCAAUUGACUCAAUUAGUGGACAGAGGUGAAAGACAUGGGCUGUUCCUAGAAAAAAUGCCCGCUCGCAUUCAGCAAGUGGUGCAUGAUGAAAAUUUAAGAUUUAUGCACAAUUGUGAUAUUUAUAAUGAUUCUUAUUUUCUAUUCAUCAGGAAGUUACUUUUUGCUAACAUUAAUCUUGUACAUUCUCCAAAAUUCCUUAAUUAUGCUGUAAAUAGUCUUCUGCCAUUAAGUGUUAAUUUUCUGCUCAAUACAUACCUGCGCUAUAAAAAGCGAUCAAGUGAUACUAUGAAUGAAUUGGUUGACUUUAUUGCCAAAGUUGUCAAUCAUUGCCAAGAAGCUUCCAAUUGGUUCAUUGAAUUUUUAAGCACAGAUACAGGUUUAAGUUAUUUGAAGCCAUUUCUGUUAGACUGUCCUUGUCGAGAAGUUCGUCAAGUCUUUUCACGCUUGGUUCAGAAAGGGAUAAGCUAUUUUCUUUUAAAUGAGGGAGAAGUAACUUCACCACAUUUACAAACAAUAAUUCUUCAUUUACUGGAAAUGCUAAAUCAUGAUGUUCCAGAUAACUGUAAAAGUUGUAGUCAAUAUUUCUGGCUUUUAAGUUCAUAUGCACAACUGGGUCACAAAACUUGCAGUCACCUCAUUCAGAAUAAUGCUUUUCAAAAACUUCUUGUUUUCUUAUUAGGACCUGCAUCUGCUAAUAUGUCUAGUUCAGAUACUUUUUCCCGGAGAUGGACUCCUUUGCAGACACAAGAAUUUGGUGCUCUUCAUAUAACAAUGGCAUCAUUGAUACUGAGCUGUGAUUUGACUCCUUACAGAACUUGUGAACUAGAAAAUUACCCAGAAAGAAGCUCAAUAUUUUCUGCAAGUGAAACAUUUCUUCCAAUGCCUAAAGAAAUACAAGAUGCAUUGUAUGGACCAGGUGCUCCUAGAUAUUUGCAAGAGAUUGUUAGUGCUUGUCGAGAAGUAUCUGGGUCUAUAUCUGUAUUUACUGAUAUGUUAGUGCAGUGUUGCUUUUGUAAUGAAGAUUUUUCUGUUUCUAUAAUUCGCCAAAUUAUGUUGCAAUAUUCUUCGGUGCCUUCCAAUGAAUUAAAAAACUUAUCUUAUUUAUUAUUGGAAAUAUUAGUACUAGAAGACACACUUCAGUUUAAAAGAGUCCUGAUUGUGAUAGAUGGUAUUUCUAGUGAAAAUGAACCUUCCUUUGAUGGCAUGCUUGCCAUCAUCCGUGCUAAUGAAACAAAUGAUAGCCGUCGCUCCUAUCAAGGAGUAAAAUUCCUUGUCAGUCUUUCCAUAAAAUGUCUUUUAGUAAAAGAUUAUUUACUACAAACACCAAAUAAAUGGCAGUGGGCAGUUAACUGGCUUAAGAAAAUGAUGUCUGAACACAACUAUUGGACCCCUUCAAAUGUCUCAGUUUCAAAUGAAGAUUCUAAUACAAAAACAUUUCAGAGAACAGUCAGUGCACAGGACACUCUUGCUGAAGCUACAGCUUUACUAGACGGUCUAGAAUCCCCUGAUGGACCAGAGGACGUUGAUAUGGAUGUUGAUGAAAAAACUGAAGAAAGUGAAGAAGGAGAAAAAACAGAGAAAAGUUCUACUGAAUAUAUAAUAAAUAUAAGUCAAGAAAGCAUCGCUAAAAAAAAUUUUAGAACCAUGAAGUGAUUCCUUCCAUUGAAAGUGGUGAUGAUUUCUGUGCCUUUUCAUGCCAAAGUCAACAAUAUUUGUAUAUGAAGCAGACUUAAUGCAAAGCAUUAUUUUCCUGUGAAAAUUAAAAGAAAAAAAAUUGCUAUUGUUGAUAGAUACAUAACUCCUUCUGAUAGUGGGUUUUAGUGUUAUUCUCAAUUAAUUCAUUUUAUAUAGUAUAAUUAAAGAGAGAACGAUUCUAAAAUUUUGUUUUCCUAUGUUUGUAAUAUUUUUCUUUACUUUUGUAUUUUUAUUAGUUACAUAUAUAAAAUCGUAAAAAUAUACAUAUGUACAUAAUAAAUAAUAUUAGUUCUUGUUAAAUUCAACCCAGUGAUCUUAAAAGAACAACUUAUAAAUCUCAACUUACUGUUGUGUAUUUCGAUAAUGUUGCUGUAAAGUAAAAGCUAUAAUAAAUAUAAAGUGCCAGUAUACUUAGCAAGUCUUAUUUGCUUUGUAAUAUAUAUGUAUAAAGCUCAACUUCUUGUAUUAUUUUUAUUAAUCAUUUGUUUUUUGUAUUUUGAAUAAAAAACAAAGUUGUUAUGUAGAUAAUUAAAUUUUGACUUUAUUCAAUUUUUAUUGUUGGUCAUGGUUAUGUACAGAAAUUAAAUUUUGAAUGUAAAUAGUCAAAUAUAGUAUCUGAAAUGAUUUCAUUUUACAGAUGGUUUUAUUGUUUUUAAUUCUAAGCAAUAACAAAGUUAUAAUAUUUCUAAAUAUAUAAAGAAUUUUUGAAAAUUUUCGGUUUAUUCUUCUUGCUAACUAUAAUGCUACCUUUAUCUAUUAAUUUUUUUAUAUAGGUAAAUUAUAUUAUUUAGAAAUAUAAUUUGUAAAAGAAAGAUAUUAAUUUUGGAAAUAAAGCUUAUUAUUAAAUUUAAUUAUUGAAAUAAUUAUUAUAUUUUUAAUUAUAUUGUUAAUAAUUAAUAUAAUAAUUAAAAAUAAAUAUUAUGGCUUCUUUUAGAAUACAGUUUCAGAGACUACUUUAAAAUUUAAUGAUUUUUUUAAUUUAAAAGUUUAAAUAUUCAUUCAUUCUCAGUGUAUUAUAAUUUCUAAAAAGAAAAAUAAGAGGAAGGAAAACAAAAGGAGAACUUAAUUUGAGAAGUCAAUUCAAUCUGGAGAGUAAAAUUCUUUUUGAAUCUUUAUCAGAAUGUGUAAACUCAGUCACAUGAGUUUUAAUGUGAACAAAGGAUUUAUUUCUAGAGUGUGUGUGUGCUUGGGUGCUUCUUUUUAAUAACAAGUUAUCAAAAUUUUAAAAAUUUUGUGUUCAAUACUUAUCAUUUGUAAUAUUAUCAAUUGCACUGCUUGUAAUGUUGAUUAGUCUAGCAGCUACAAUUUUAUGUUUUUAAAUAUAUGCUGCUGUUUUCCUUUUUUUUUUUUCCAUUUUUAAAUGCACAUUUUGUAUUUUUGCAGCUUAUAAAUUACCUGCUAACACAUGCAUUCUCGAUGUCAUUUUUGAUUUUACACAUUGCUGUGACAUCUCACUUACUGGUUAUUUCACGUUGAUGUUUGCAUGAACCUCUUUAUUACACAUUAGAACUAUUAUAUAAAUGUUUAUGAGUAAUGAGCUUCUUGAAGUUUAUGUGUUUGUCAGUGUUUUUCAUAUUUUGUUUCUCAUUGUGAUUUGUAGCAAUAAUCUAAACUUUACAACAUAGAACUUUUUUGUACUUAACCCUAUUUUUAAGAAUUAUGUAGUUAUGAAAUCUUACUUGUUUUAAUUCAUUUGGGUGAAUUUAAAAUUGAUAAUAAAUUGUACAAAUCUCUUCUUUUUCUAAAUGAAGUUACUAUCUUGUUGAUUUCAUCCGUAAUUUUAGGGAUGAUACUUGAGAUUAAGCAUCUAUCAAUCAAUAAAAUAAUCAUUAUAAAAAUAAAUUAAAAUUAAAAAUUUUCUGAACCAAAACUAAUAAAAGAUACAAUGUAUGUAGAUUAGAUUGAGAUUAAGCAUGUCAGAGUAAACCAGUUAUAAUUGCAAUACAUUGGUGUAGUUUAUUGAUUUUGAUUUUUCUGAUUUUGAUGUUACAUUGCUAUAAUUUAUAUAGUAUUUUGCUCAAGGUGCAUGAAUCUGCAUUUUUACACAUUGUUAAAAAAAUUAUUCUUCUGCUGAUUUUUCAAAAAAAAAAAAAAAAAAAAAAAAAAUAUGGUAUUGGAGGGAAAAAAAAUUAUUUAUGGAAAUCUGUUUUCUGAAGUAUAUAAAUUGUAGAUUGCAGUUGUUGUUUCAAAAAUUCACUCAAAUGACAUAGCAACAUGUAUUCUUUUCAUAUACGAUAUCUUGAAUCUUUGUAAAAAUAUUGCAAAUGUUUGUACAAUUGAAAGUUUUGUCUUUAAAUAAUAAUUUUACAUAUUUUUGAGUUUAUAUUUUUAAGAGUCAUUAUUAUUUAUUUUUCAUGGACCUAUGUAUACAUAGCAUUUUUUGAAAGGAAGUAAAGUUAAAAUUAUAAUUAAUGAGAUUUCUCUUUUUCAAAAUUUAAGUUUAUUUUCUUAUAGAACUUAAAGAAUUAUAUAUUAUAAUUUUUAAAUUAACAAUGUUCAACGUAUAGAAAUUAUCAUUAUUAUUUUAACUUCAUUUAAACUACAGAUUUUUGUAAUGCAUUCUCUUCCAUUUGCAAUUUUGACUUAAAAUACACUUUACUACAUGACUUGGUUUAAAAAAAAAAGUUGAAAGAAUAUUUCUAUUAUUAUAGAAAUCUGUUAUAAGUUGAUUAUUGUAAAAUUUUUAUAAUU